Messenger RNA from Xiphias gladius (swordfish), 1717 nucleotides. RefSeq names its product ecto-ADP-ribosyltransferase 5-like. The coding region runs from base 144 to 971 and encodes 275 amino acids. The record is from RefSeq and is a predicted model, not a curated record. The transcript has 3 exons. Lineage: Eukaryota; Metazoa; Chordata; Actinopteri; Istiophoriformes; Xiphiidae. Gene Ontology annotation, molecular function: NAD+-protein-arginine ADP-ribosyltransferase activity; NAD+ poly-ADP-ribosyltransferase activity.
ACCCCUGAUUGGAAUGAACUGCAGCUGGUGAAAGACAAACAUGAGCUCAGAACAGAUAUCCCUCAAGUCACCAAAGUAUCACUACAGCAUGUGGGAAGUGAACUGUGAGGUAUCUUGUGUGCAGGUUUCUAUGCUAGUGGAAGAUGGCCAUGAUGGGAGUUUGGGCAGCAGUGCUAAUGACUUAUGGAAUCUAUAUAGGAUUUGCAAAGAACUCUGCAGAAUCUUGGUUCAAAGGUCACGUUCCACUGGAUCUGGCUCCAAAUGCUGUUGAUGACAUGUACACUGGUUGCAAGGACAAGAUGGACUCCAGAGUGAAGAAGCAGUACCUUACAAAUGAGAGAAACAAAGACAAAAAUUUCACACUGGCCUGGGGAGAAGCAGAGAAAUAUUACAACAAAAAAUGGAGGCGUAAAAAGGGAAAGAGACCCUCCACCGCACUGGGUAAAGAACAGAUCAUGGCUAUUUAUGUUUAUACUCUCGACAAACCAAAUGUAUAUCUUGAUUUCAAUAAUGCAGUUCGAACCCAGAAAUCCAUGUACAUGACCACAUUCAGGUAUCACACACUUCACUUUUUCCUGACUGACGCCCUUCAAACUCUCAACUCUCGCAAACCUGAGGCGGAAAGAUGUCUGACUGGCUACCGUAGAGUCAACAGCUACUUUAGCCAAGACGUUCUCAAUAAGGUGAUUCGCUUUGGCUCUUUUACCUCCAGCUCAAUGGGUUGGUACCCCAGCGCUGAAAGAUUUGGAGACAAGUCAUGCUUCGAGAUUGUCACAUGCUCUGGAGCAGACAUCUCGCUGUACUCAAAGCUUGGAGAGUCAGAGAGAGAAGCACUGAUUCCUCCCUAUGAGGUCUUUAAGGUAACAAAGACAGAGAGGAGAUCUGACCAGAAGAGUCUACCAUGUGAGGUGGUAUAUAAACUGAAGAGUACAGGCAAAGUCCUUUCCCAUUUAAAUUGUGCUCUUUUCUGAAAUAAACAAUCUGGCAGGGUUUUUAUUUUUUUUUCCUCAUACAGUUAACAUAAAAUAAAAUAUUAGGAUGCAUCAUUAAUUAUUACAAAUUAUCUUCAAAACUCAAGUGAACAUGGAUUUCUUUGUUAUACUCACGAUAAACACCAUUACUAUUUGAAAUAAUUUGACAUAAAAAAAUUUAAAUUAAAAGUUGAAUAGUCAGGUGCAGUGGUUGUACUGUGCAACAAGUGUUAAAGAAACCCAACAGAUAAUGAGUUAAUCUUGAAAAUAGUAUAACUGUUAUCAUGGAUCUGUAUUCUUUAGGGUAUCACAUUACUUUUUAACACAACGUAGAGCUAGUGCAGUUUAACAAAGGUUGAGCACAUCGUGCAUUGAAGAGUAUCAGCUGUGAACUGAAUUAGAAAUACUAAAUGGCUUUGAAGAGUUUUUAAGAGCCUGAUGAAGCGUUUUUGUUUUGUUUUGUUUUUUUGCCCUGGGUUUGACUGCUCAGGCAACAUACUGUAGAUGCUGACCUAUCCUCUCUGAUGGAUAUGUUGGGGCAGUGUGCUGCCUGUGACGAAGACUACAGACACUGCUCAGCACUGAAUAAAAUCCCUUGACCUACUCUGCAUGAAAAACCUCUGACUUCAUUGCACCACCACUUCUGAAAACCAAACCUAUGCCCUAAGACCUGCAUAUAUAUAUUGUAUUAGCUCAGCUCAACUCAACAGAUAUAACACAGGUCACCGAAACAUUACGACUGUGUG